CUCUCCCGUCAAUCCAGUUCCUCCACAACUUCGUUUCUCUAUCACUUCUCGAUUUCGUUUCUUGCGACUAUGUCGGACCGCCAGUGGGGUCAUGACGGUUACGAACAACAGACCUAUGAUGACUACGAUGGGAAUGGGUAUCACAACUCUCGCGGAGGCGGUUCUGACCGGGAUUGGCGCCAAAAUAGCUAUGAGCACCAACGUAGUGAAGGGGAUUGGAAAAGAAGAAAAACAGAUGGUGACGGACAUUAUUCAGUUUCCAACCAACAAAGUUAUGACGAACGAUAUGAGGAUCACACCCAUCGCGACCGUGACUCCUAUGGCCACCGCCGUCCCCGUAUGGUAGCAAGUGAACCCAGUGAACAUGUCAUCUUCCUUGGACUCGACCCAGACUUCACAGAAUCUGAUGUCUGAAUCACCCCUGAUUAUUGCAAUGUCUAUAAAUUGUUCUAACGGAUUUCUCGGUCACCAGCUCCAUGCAUACUUAACUGGAUCAGGCUUUGGGAUCGCCAAUGUCACUAUCAUCCGGGAUAGGGGAACAGGGAUGUCCAAAUCUUUCGGUUUUGCGCAAUUUCUGAGUCUAAACGAAGCCCAGCGUUUCUUGGAGCCAAACUUCCCUUAUAUCACUCUUCCACCACCUUCUCAUGUCUCAUCAACUCCUCUGAACGCGGACGAUUCACGCACCCGGCGCGUAAAAAUUGAUUAUUCACAGAGCGCAAAUCCUGAUGCGCCACCGAGGCGGAGUGGCCCCCGCCUUAUUGAAGGAGCGACUGAUGGAACCAGAGAUAUUGGAAGCGCCCAUGUCCCCGUUAUCCUUCUCCGAAACAUGGAUAUAGGCAGCACGUUAGAUACCAUUGCGGAGGCGUUACGUGGUUCCGAGGGUCCCGGACGGCAGUCUGCCAAGGGCAUGAGACGAAUCAUUCUCAUAAAAGAUCGUAUUUCCAAGAUCAGUCGGGGAGUUGCUUUUGUAGAGUUUGUUGAUGUUCAGUCUGCUUCCAUUGUCCUGGCGAAUACGAUGUCUCCAACGUUGUUUCCCAGCGGUUUUCGUAUUUCCGACAAACCGGUGGCCGCUUCCUUUGCACACCCUCAUUCCUUCACUAUGCUCCAGCCGGGCGGCUAUCGCGACGAAAACUGUGUGGAAGCCUCCCUUUCCAUGGGAGGACAGGAAGGCGGCAUCGCCAAGUAUUGGGAUGAUAAUGCCUGCGUCAGCGAGCUUACCUUCAAGGUGGAGGAGCCCACAAGUCAACAACCCAAAAGGCUCAAAGAGAAGAAAAAGGAGAAACCGAGGGAUCCCACAGCAUCAGAAGGCCUUGUCCCCGGAAUUCAGCUGGCACCUGCUCCAACAGCUCUCAAAGGCACCGGCGCUCCGAUCACUUUGAGCUUUAAGAGCAUGAAGGCUGGCGGUGGAGGUGACAAGCCCCCAGGAAUCGUUGCCAAAACGAGCGCAUUGGGUUUUUCGGAGGAUCCUACUGAAGAGGGUGAUCCUGGGGAUGCUAACGGCAAUAGUCAAUCAGCAAACCGAGCUAAUUCAUAUGCCAAAGUGGCUCCCAUGGCGAGCAGCGUAAAGGUGGCUAAGGAUAUAUCAAAGUGGAAUGCAUUUCAAGCCGCAGCAAAGAUUGAAGUUGCUCAGGAAACAGAUCCUUCGUCAUUGGCUCCACCACCGAACUCUUCUAACGAUGACCAAAGGGGAAAAUCGCCCGUGGUUGAUAACCUCGAAUAUGCCGAUUUGAAGAAACUCGCUUGCUUUCUCUGCAGUCGCCAAUUCAAGAGUCUCGAUCAGCUCAAGAGACACAACGCCGAAUCAGGCCUGCACAAGAAAAAUCUGGCCGACACUUCACUUGUCGAAUCUGCCAAGAAGAAAGCCGUAGCUAGCCGUCAGACUGAUGUACCCGGCGCGACCAAUGCGGACACCUCUACGCCAAAGUACCGUGACCGUGCGUUGGAGAGACGUGUUAUAUAUGGUCAACCAGAUGUACCGGUUUCUCCAACUGACUCGGGAGCAGCACCCAAUGGCAAGAGAAGACAGGCCGAAGGACCAUCACCACCUCCCAAAGCAUCGACGCCGCCACCAGCACUGAAUCCGGGGGAGGAUGAAAACAAUGUAGGUAAUAAGCUUCUCAAAAAGAUGGGAUGGUCUGCCGGGACUGGUCUGGGCCUCAGCGGCGAAGGAAGGGUGGAUCCUAUCAAAACUGCUCUGUAUUCUGCUGGAGCUGGAAUCGGUGCUAGUAAAGCUAGACCGAUAGAGCAGUCCAUGGACAUGGACUACGCAACUAUUGUCAAGGAAACGGCAAGGCAACGUUACGACAAUGCAUAGCGCUUUCUCUUUGGUCCUUGCUUGUGAUAUUUAUUAUCGCCUUUGUGCGCCUAAUGCAUAUGUCUCCUAAACCAUCUCCGACGGGCGGGAAUGCACCGAAAGAAAGCGCGUCCUGAGAAAUUCGUGUAUCUGUCCUGGGGGGUCUCGAAGUCUUCAGGUCAAUAUUAUACCCAGGAGUGUGGCAGGAGACGAUUGUGAACCAAUGAAUUUGAGACUUGCAU
Molecule: messenger RNA, 2535 nt
Organism: Cantharellus anzutake
Lineage: Eukaryota; Fungi; Basidiomycota; Agaricomycetes; Cantharellales; Hydnaceae
Exons: 12
Coding region: 365-2314 (649 amino acids)
Biological process (GO): mRNA splicing, via spliceosome
Cellular component (GO): nucleus
Molecular function (GO): RNA binding
Source: RefSeq, a predicted model, not a curated record